GGGGGGAGGCGCUUCCAGGGUGACAGACGGGUCUAGGCCACAGUCUAGUGCGCACGCGUCAGUUCCGGCGGGGACGGGAGAGCGGCGCGGCGCGUGGGUAGGCAACGCCGCGGCGGCGGGGCAGAGGAACAUGGCGGCGGCCGCGCAGCUCACGGACGAGGAGCUGUUCUCGGAGCUUAGGCGCUUCGGCUUCUCCCCGGGGCCGGUCACCGAGAGCACUCGGCCCGUCUACCUGAAGAAGCUGAAGAAACUGCGGGAGGACGAGCGGGCCGGAGCCCGCGGCGGCGCCAACAAGACCCGGAACAGCAACAACAAUAACACGGGGGCCGCGGCAGCGCCGGGCGGCGGCGGCAGAGCGGCCCCGGGCAUGGGGGCCCGGCCGGCCAGCCCCGGCCAGCCCUCCUUGCCGGGCGGCGCAGGCGGGGGCGGCCGGAGCCGCGCAGCACCCCCUGUCGGGGGCGGCAAAGUGCUGCUGGGCUUCAGCUCGGACGAGUCGGAUGUGGAGGCCAGUCCCAGGAGCCAGGCCGGCGCCGGGGGCGGCGGCGGCGGCAGCAGCCGGAGGGAGCGGGCGUCACCCCCAGUCCGCGGCUUGAGGCCCGCAGCCUCCCAUGGAGCCUGCAGCGAGAGGAACAGUUCCCCCCCGGAGGCGGCUAGGAGGAAGCCCAGUGCCUGGUGGGGGGCGGUGGCCAGGAGACCGACGGCCACGGCGGGGGCUCAGACUCAGGGCAUGCGGGAGCCCGGGGAAGGGGAGGAGGAAGAGGACGAGGAGGAGCGGCAGUGGAAGAACCGGACUGUGAAUGGUAACAGGCACCCCUCCCUUGGUAGCAGGGCCGAGUAUUCCGACUCGGAAGAGGAGGGGGAGAGAGCCAAGCAGCAGGUAUUGAAGGAGGAGACUGCAGCCCGCCAGCACCGGGCCAGACGGAGCCUGAGCAAAUCUGCUGCCCCAUUCACGGCCAGCAAAUGUGCUGCAGCCGGCGCUGGCAUGAUGGAGACGGGCCAGCAAAGGGCUGGAGGAGGCGGCGGUGCUGGUGUAAUCGCAAUGAAUGACAGGGCGGAGGCGGCUGCUGCUGGAAGUCUAGACAGGGGCAGAAAUCAGGAGGAGGAGGAGGCAGCGGUGACGAGGGGGGGAGAUUGUGAAAACUUGGACACCAGCCCUUCCAUCCCCAGAUACCGGAGCACUUCCUCCAAGAAUUCCCCUCCACUCUUGGUACUGCCGCAGCCCACAGACAUGGACAGCAGCAAAAUCAGUGACCCUCUGGGCACUGUUAGGAAAGCAGCCAAUAAUCAUGUUCUCAGCGGUGCUACUGGUGGCUUUAAUAUUGAACCCAGGAUUUAUUCAGCUACUAACAGCCUCUCUCUGGGUGCUGCAACCCCUUCUUCCCUUAGAAUCAAUCACUCCAACCACACGGGCUCUAAUCACACCUACCUGAAAAACACCUAUAAGCAAAAGCUUUCUGAGCCUGAGGAGGAGCUUCUCCAACAGUUCAAGAGAGAGGAGGUAUCCACCACUGGAGGCUUCAGUGCACAUUACCUGUCCAUGUUUCUCUUAACUGCUGCAUGCUUGUUUUUUCUGAUACUGGGACUCAUGUACGUGAGAAUGAGAGGUUCGGGAGUAGCCGAGCGUGGGGAAGUCAACAUUAAAAAUCCCUUCAGUGAGCAGCUUGAAGAAAUAAAAGCAAACGAAAGAAGUCUGAUGAACAGCUUAUAUAAACUUCAUGAUAGAUUGGCACAAGUAGCAGGAGAUCAUGACUGUGGCAACUCUAUUCAGAGAAACCUUUCCGUCCAGGAGACAGCUGCAUAUUUAAAAAGUUUAGGUCCAGAGUAUGAAAAAGUACUUAACACAGCGCUACAAUGGAUCAUGAGUAGGGGGGAAGAUGUUGGCAUAAAGUGUAUUGGUAAUGACCCCAGUGAGGAAUUAAAUAAUGUAACUGAUGUGAAAUACCUGGAAUCUACUAGACCACAGAUGUCUUUCAGAUGUCGUUUUCGCCGUGCAUUUAUUACUGUAACUCACAGAUUAUCAAUAUUGCUUUUGGGUAUAGGGAUGGUUUGGGGAGUCUUGCACUACAUGAAAUAUCGCUGGACAAAAGAGGAAGAGGAGACCAGGCAGAUGUAUGAUAUGGUUGUAAAGAUUAUAGAUGUUCUAAGAAGUCACAAUGAGGCAUGUCAAGAGAACAAAGACUUGCAGCCAUAUAUGCCUAUUCCCCACGUGUGUGAUUCCUUAAUACCACCUCAGGACAGGAAAAAAAUGAAGAAGGUCUGGAAUAGAGCUGUUGACUUCCUUGCUGCAAAUGAAUCUAGAGUUCGCACAGAGACACGACGAAUAGGUGGCGCUGACGAUUUGGUUUGGAGAUGGAUACAGCCAUCUGCAGCAUGUGACAAAAUUUUAGUUAUACCAUCUAAAGUAUGGCAAGGCCAAGCAUUUCAUCUAGAUAGAAGAAAUUCGCCACCAAACAGUUUGACACCAUGUCUAAAGAUUCGCAAUAUGUUUGAUCCCGUCAUGGAAAUUGGUGACCACUGGCAUUUGGCAAUUCAAGAAGCAAUCUUGGAAAAAUGCAGCGAUAAUGAUGGAAUUGUUCAUAUAGCUGUGGACAAAAAUUCACGUGAGGUAAAUGCAUUUCCUGUAUUCCUGUUAUAUGUUUUGGCUUGUUGGUCUUACAGCUUAAUUUUUUUUUUCUCACCACAGGGUUGUGUAUAUGUCAAGUGUCUGUCUCCGGAAUAUGCUGGAAAGGCUUUUAAAGCAUUACAUGGCUCUUGGUUUGAUGGAAAGCUGGUAACGGUAAAAUACCUGCGGCUGGAUCGAUAUCAUCAUCGCUUUCCCCAGGCUCUUACUUGCAACACACCCUUGAAGCCAUCAAACAAACACAUGAACUCAAUGUCACAUCUUCGUCUACGGACAGGCACAACUAACUCUCAGGGAAGCUCCUGAGAAGACUUUCUACAACUACUAGGACUGUUACUUGCAGCAGGAAAAUUCCUGUUUGGCUGCCGUCUUCCUUUUUUAGUGCUUUUUGUAUGUAAUAUUUUCAUUGAUUAAAUAAAAGUCUGAACGUUCCAGAAAUCUUGUUUCCAAAGGGACUUAGCAAUGAGGCAGUAAUGCUAAGUGGACAAAAACAGUUGCUUCAGGAAGUUUUGGAGCUUGAGUAAACCAAUGCAUUUAAUUUUUGCAUGAAGAACACUGAAUUUAUUAAACAUUUUCAGAUGUGGUGGCUGUAAUUUUUUUGCACCAAGAAGUGUUUUGAUAACAAUCCAAAAGCAUGGAGAAAAGACGACUUCCUGUAUUUCCAUAGUUUCCUGUGAAAUAAUCUUGUGGAUAUUUUGUAACACACACCUACAGUUCCUGACGGCAAAUAAGUAAAAAAGUUAAUUUUUCAGUCUAAUUUUAGGUUUCUGUUGCUCUAAAGGAUUCAUUUGCUCCAGCUGGGGUAUGGGAAAAUUAAUUUGGCUUUAGUGGUUGCAUAUAAGUGUGAGGGAAACAGAAACUGAAUGCAGAUAUACUGGUUUUUGUACAUAAGUGUAAAUGCUGGUGGUGGCAAAAGUAGUCGUGUUCUGUGAGGAUGUCUGCAUUAAAGCAGUGAAUAAGCUUCCUAUUUUAUUCAUAACCUAAUGUUUUUAUAGUGUUGGCUGUACCAUCACAUAAACGUCAAACAGCCACACACCUUAAAAUAUUAGAUACAAGUUAAAUAUCUUUUAUAGUUUUUAUAUUGAAAUAUCUGACUAUGAUUUUGUGUGAAAGGUCUGAUACCAAUUGUAGUGGAUUCAAAUUUAUGUGAGCAAUAAAGAAACAAUUGGCAGAUACUGAAAAAAUAUUUUGUGAAAAGCUGUAUUUAUUACAAAUACCAGGACUGUGACAAAGUACUAUUGGGAUUAAGUAACUUUCCUAAUAUAUUUAUAACUUUAAAUAAGUUUUAAUUAACCAGUUACAUGUAAAAUUAACAAAGGUGCAUAUUUUUUGCAACAAAAUUUUGGUUCAUGAGAGCUAGAAAUAUAAAUGUACAAGUGAGUUACUUUAUUUCAAUGUUAAAUUUUGUAUUAACAUUUAUUCACUCUUAGUAACUACAGAAUUGUUGCUGAGAAGUUUCAUUGCAUAUCUAAGACUAUUGGCUGCACUGAUCCCUUGUUUACACCACAUAAUUUUGUCUAUAAUUAUCCAGCUAAAUAUUGCAUAGGUGGUGAGACUGGAAGUGUACCAGUUAAAAUAAAUUUAAUAAAACUCACUUUAAUUCUUUUGUAGAUAUGGUGGAUUUGCAGCAUGAACUUGCACAAAUAAUGCAUGUUUUUCUUAUGGUUCAUUAAACAUGAUGCACACUAUUCUGCAACAGAAAAUCCUUUUGUGCCUUACCUUGUGCUUUUGAGGGCACCAUGUUUAUUAUUGGAGGGUUUGUUAUCUGAAAAUUUUUUAAUUCUCAGUUUUACGUCUCAGAUGCUAAUGAAUUAGUAUAUAUAAUAUAUAUAAUCUGCCAUGCAAAUUUCUACUCAUGAGGGACAAGUACAUAUUUUUGAUGAGUGAGUAGAUUUUAUGUCAGGUCUGGUAGAUUUUCGUGAGUUUUACUAUAUGUACAUAUACAUAUAUGUAUAUGUAUAAUAUACAUGUAUAUGUAUAAUAUAUGUAUAUAAACUGAUUUUGCUGUAUUUGAUGUGCAUCAUAGUGAUUUGUUGACCUGAUCUUAGUGACCCCAUCUUGUGACCUGUUGCAAGAGUGAAUGUAAAAAUAGUUGUGGCAUUUUAAAAGGUCACCUUUUGAUGCAGAUGCAUCAUUUUCUUGCUUCUAAAAUAUAUUUCUUGUAAACACUGUACAUUUUAUUAUUGUAAUAUGUACUAUUAUGCAUCUUAUUUUACCUAAAACUGUUAAGUUGACCAAUAUCCCUCCCUGCAAGACAGAGGGGAAUGUGUAUAAUAUCUGGACGUUUGAGAAAAAUCAGAUAUUUGAUGUAAUUUGUCACCUGUCCUGUAAAAACAAACAAAAAAAAACACACACACAAACAAAACUCUAAUUAAAGGUUUAUUAGGGGGUUUUUAUAUGUGUCUCAA
Molecule: messenger RNA, 5028 nt
Organism: Chelonia mydas (Green sea turtle)
Lineage: Eukaryota; Metazoa; Chordata; Testudines; Cheloniidae
Gene: LEMD3
Product: LEM domain containing 3
Exons: 12
Coding region: 131-2926 (931 amino acids)
Biological process (GO): nuclear envelope organization; negative regulation of BMP signaling pathway
Cellular component (GO): nuclear inner membrane
Molecular function (GO): chromatin DNA binding
Source: RefSeq, a predicted model, not a curated record